GCGAGCACAUACAUGCGGAGGUAAUGAUCGUGUGAGUGUUGAUAAACUACAAGAGCAAUGAAUUUCCGUGGGUCGGAUUUGCUGACAAUUGUUUGUUUAGUAUUUAGUUUUAGCUCUAAUGCAGAAUCCUUUGAUAUAGAUGAGUUCUCUCGACGGAUUUCAGCAUUUGUUGAGUCUGGAUUACGUUGUCAUGACAACCCGGGUCUGGCAAUAUCUGUAGUAAGAAAUGGGGAAACUAUUUUUUCAAGGGGUUUUGGAGUGAAAAGCUUGACCGAUCCUGGAGCGGUCACGAACCAGACGCUGUUCGGUAUUGCCUCACUGUCAAAGGCCUUUGCUGCAACACUGCUCCUGGCCCAGAUACAAGAAGAUGAAAACUUAAGUCUGUCAACUCAAGUGAGGACCGUUCUAAAUGACACAGAGGUGUUCGCGGACUAUCUGCGGUCCCACUAUGCCACGUUGGAAGACCUGUUGGCCCACAGAAUUGGAGUUCCCUCAAACAACAACAUUCGCUUUAAUACCAACGUCACCAGGAAGAAUCUGUACAAACGCCUUAAGUACCUUUCACCAAAGAGCGGCUUUAGAACGUCCUUCACCUACAGCAACCUUAUGUACGGUCUCGUGACCUACAUAUCAGAGGUCAUUGGCGGAAAAUCCUGGGAGGAACUCGUUACCGAGAAAUUGCUCCGCCCACUUGAUAUGACGUCAACAACUUUUAUGACAACAGCUGAUUUUGAUGACCUCGACCUUGCGCAGGGAUAUGUGGACUACUUUGGAAAGCUGUAUCCGGUGCCAGUUGACUUUACCAAGAGCUGGGCGGAGCUUUGUGGCUCUGGGUGUAUCAUUAGCAACGCCAAUGAUAUGGCAGAAUGGAUGAAAUUUCACCUUCGUGGUGGAAGAAACGCCCAGAGCAAGCGCGUGAUUGACACCGAUAUCCUGGAGCAUGCGCACGAGCCACAAAACAGCAUAUCUUACUCGUCAACAGAUAAAUACUACAAGAAACCUAUAUUGCCUGCGACCCUCUCGACUCCGAAUUAUGGGCUUGGUUGGAAAGUCGGUCACUACAGAGGAUGGAAAACCUCGUUGCAUACGGGAUCUACAUUUGGUUACCGAUCAAUGACGUCAUUAUUCCCAGAUCAGGACUUUGGUGUGUUUACUGUAUUCACUGGAGAUGAUCCGAGCUAUAUAUUCAGGACUAAUCUGAUUCUAUACACCGCUGAUUUAUUGUUUGGGGUCGACCCCUGGCUUAAUGCAAGCACCAUUUGCACGUUUCCUGAGCCUUGGAAAAGUAGUUCCAAAAGUAGUUCUUCUCCACCGCGCAAGAAUAUAAAGCCUAACCGAGAUUUGGACCUUUACUGUGGGGUUUACAGUAACGAGGCGUAUGGAAAUGUUGAGAUCUACAAAAAUGAGACUGAAAAUGUUCUCAUGGGUCGUUAUGGAUUCGCAGUUGUUGCCCUGUACCCGAAAAGUAGUGCGGACUACUUCUACGCCGAGGGACGAGAGCUCAUAAAGCACGUUAAAGACUUCAGUACUUUCAAAUUUCAAUCAACAUCGAGUAAAAUUACUCAGCUCAUUAUUCCAAGCUUCGAGACUAAAGACCCACCUGUGUUUAAACUCGUUCCCAAUUCAAGAAGGAAACGAAACAGUUUAACAAAUAGCUCUAUAAAAGUAACAUUCAGCGGAGUGCUGUUCAUUGUUUUACUUACUGCUGCUUUGUUGCUGUGGUUGAAUAAUGGUGCGCAGAGGCUACCGUACAAUCCAGAAGUGAGACAUAAUGGCGCGCAGAGGCUACCGUACAAUCCAGUCAUGAGACAUAAUGGCGCGCAGAGGCUACCGUACAAUCCAGUCAUGAGAUAUAAUGGCGCGCAGAGGCUACCGUACAAUCCAGUCAUGAGAUAUAAUGGCGCGCAGAGGCUACCGUACAAUCCAGUCAUGAAAUAUAAUGGCGCGCAGAGGCUACCGUACAAUCCAGUCAUGAGAGAUAAUGGCCCGCAGAGGCUACCGUACAAUCCAGUCAUGAGAGAUAAUGGCGCCCAGAGGCUACCGUACAAUCCAGUCGUGAGAUAUAAUGGCGCGCAGGGGCUACCGUACAAUCCAGUCGUGAGAUAUAAUGGCGCGCAGAGGCUACCGUACAAUCCAGUCGUGAGAUAUAAUGGCGCGCAGAGGCUACCGUACAAUCCAGUCGUGAGAUAUAAUGGCGCGCAGGGGCCACCGUACAAUCCAGUCGUGAGAUAUAAUGGCGCGCAGGGGCUACCGUACAAUCCAGUCAUGAGAUAUAAUGGCGCGCAGGGGCCACCGUACAAUCCAGUCGUGAGAUAUAAUGGCGCGCAGAGGCCACCGUACAAUCCAGUAGUGAGAUAUAAUGGCGCGCAGGGGCCACCGUACAAUCCAGUAGUGAGAUAUAAUGGCGCGCUGGGGCCACCGUACAAUCCAGAAGUGAUGGCGCAGGGGCAACCGUACAAUCAAGUAGUGGGAUAUAAUGGCGCGCAGGGGCUACCGUACAAUCCAGUCGUGAGAUAUAAUGGCGCGCAGAGGCCACCGUACAAUCCAGUCAUGAGAUAUAAUGGCUCGCAUGGGCUACCGUACAAUCCAGUCAUGAGAUAUAAUGGCGCGCAGAGGUUACCGUACAAUCCAGUAGUGAGAUAUAAUGGCGCGCAGAGGCCACCGUACAAUCCAGUCAUGAGAUAUAAUGGCGCGCAGGGGCUACCCCUAAGCCUGUCAACUCAAGUGAGGACCGUUCUAAAUGACACAGAGGUGUUCGCGGAUUAUCUGCGGUCCCGCUACGCUACACUAGAAGACCUCUUGGCGCACAGAAUUGGAGUUCCAUCAAACGACAACAUUCGAUUUAAUACCAACGUCACCAGGAAGAACCUGUACAAACGCCUUAAGUACCUUUCACCAAAGAGCGGCUUUAGAACGUCCUUCACCUACAGCAACCUUAUGUACGGUCUCGCGACCUACAUAUCAGAGGUCAUUGGCGGAAAAUCCUGGGAGGAACUCGUUACCGAGAAAUUGCUGCGCCCACAUUUACUACUACAGCUGAUUUUGGUGACCUCGACCUUGCGCAGGGAUAUGUGGACUACUUUGGCAAGCUUUAUCCAGUGCCAGUUGAGUUUAACAAGAUGGAAAACCUUAUGGCAUACGGGAACUACAUUUGGUUACCGAGCAAUAUUGUCACUAUUCCCAGAUCAGGACUUUGGUGUGCUUACUGCUUUCACUGGAGAUUAUCCAAGUUUCAUGUUUCGGACAAAUUUGAAUAUGUACACCGCCGAUUUAAUGCUAGGAGUCGACCCCUGGCUAAACGCUAGCACUAUUUGCACGUUUCCUGAGCCUUGGAAAAGUAGUGUCAAAAGUAGUUCUUCUCCACCGCGGUAGGAUAUCAAGCCAAACAGAGAUAUAGACCCUUACUGUGGAGUUUACAGUAACGAAGCGUAUGGAAAUAUUGAGAUCUACAAAUAUAAGUCUGAAAAUGUUCUUAUGGGUCGCUAUGGAUUCGCACUUGUUGCCUUGUACCCGAAAAGUAUUGCGGACUAUUUCUACGCUGAAGGCAGAGAGUUUAUAAAGCAUUCCGAAGACUUCAGUGUUUUCAAAUUUGUAUCCAAAUCGGGUGAAAUAACUGAGCUUAUUAUUCCAAGCUUCGAAACAAAAGACCCACCUGUGUUUAAACGAAACAGUUUAACAAAUAGCUGCAUAACAGUAACAACAAGCAAAUUGAAUUGA
This is a messenger RNA of Mya arenaria, 3717 nucleotides long. RefSeq lists its product as uncharacterized. The record is from RefSeq and is a predicted model, not a curated record. The transcript has 10 exons. NCBI's taxonomy places the organism in Eukaryota, Metazoa, Mollusca, Bivalvia, Myida, Myidae. Bases 58 to 3372 code for a protein of 1104 amino acids.